Messenger RNA from Pyricularia grisea, 3390 nucleotides. RefSeq lists its product as uncharacterized. Gene Ontology annotation, biological process: maintenance of mitotic sister chromatid cohesion; mitotic sister chromatid cohesion. Gene Ontology annotation, cellular component: chromatin; SMC loading complex. Gene Ontology annotation, molecular function: double-stranded DNA binding. Lineage: Eukaryota; Fungi; Ascomycota; Sordariomycetes; Magnaporthales; Pyriculariaceae. The transcript has 4 exons. Bases 1 to 3003 code for a protein of 1000 amino acids. The record is from RefSeq and is a predicted model, not a curated record.
AUGGCAUACUACCAUGGCUCCGGGCCGCCGGCGGGGCAGGCCUACAAUGGGCAGCCCGGUUCGAUGCCUUAUGGCGCACAGCAGUUCCAAAUGAAUGGCCAAAACCCAUACGGGCAGGUGUCUGCCGCUCCAGGAGCGCAUCAUAGCUACCAAACCCACCAACAGCACCCUCAGUAUCCGCCAUAUGCCCAACAGAGUUUCCAGCCGCAGCAAUCCCAAGCACACCAGCAACAGCAGAGCCAACUCCCGCAACACCAGCCCAGCCAUCUGUCUUCUUCUAACCAGUACCACCACCAGCAACAACAACAACAACAGCAGCAGCAGCAGCAGCAGCAGCAGCAGCAACAGCAAUACCAGCAGAGAUUGCCCCCGUCACAGCAACACCUCGUCGACCCGUCCCCGUUGACCCCUUUGCCCCCGCCGGUCCAAUAUUCUACCAACUCUAACCCGAGCAAUUCAACCUCGACAUACCCGAGCUACGAUUCCACAUUCAGUCAACGCGCGGCUACGAACCAGUUUGCUCAUCAGCAGCCUCAUAUCUACCACCGAACAUCCCAAAUCCCACCGCCUGUCGCCCACUUUCAGCCGCCAUCUCACCGACCGCAAGUCCCAUCGCCUUUGCAACAGAAUCAACAGCUACCUUCGGUGCCGCAAUACGUACAGCCGCAACAGUUACAGCAGCCGUCACAGCCGUCACAGCCAUCUGCCAUCUCAAACGCUUCUCGUCAUGUCAGGCCAGGCGGGGGUAUUACGAUCAAUAUCCCGGAAAUGAAGGGUCCGCCACCCUCUCAGGUCGCGAAAAGCGUCGAGCGCAGUAACAUAGCGCCCUCACCGGCGGGCUCGACACCCAGGGCUAUAUCGAAAUCACCCGCAAUGUCACAUAGGUCACCGGCGCUGUCGAGAUCGCCAACCUUGAAAAAGGUGCACAUGGGAGGUGUGACCAAGUCAACAACCGGCUCUAGGUCUCCUGCGCCGUCGAGAUCACCCGCACUUGCCAACUCUCCUGCCGUUGCUAGAUCGCCUGCGCCGAGCAUUCAAAAGUCACAUCUUGCGCUGGAGACAAUAUUGAUACACGUUGCGGAAGAGUGUUUGGACAAGGCUCAGGCGGCCGCCCCACGACUGGUUAGCUCGUGCUCGGAAGAAGGUCUUGCCGAAUACCACAAGCUGGUUGCAACCGGGCUCACAUGCCUUGACAGAGCCAUAGCUUCCGGCAAGCUCAGCGGUCGUGUUGAAGCUAAAGCCCGGCUAAGGUAUGCGGGCAUCGUGCUUGAGGAGACAGAGGAUCUCAUGUAUGCUGAGACAAUGUUGUCACAGGGUAUAGCGUUGGCUGAAAAGCGUCUAUUUCCUGAUUUGAAGUACUGCAUGCAAGACCUGCUUGUCAAGGUUCUCAACAGGAGAAACCAUAAGGCUGCGUUAGUGGCUCUACAAAGACACAUUCAUGAUUGCGAUACCUACAAACACAUGUAUUGGUCGUACGCUAUGAGACUAGGCAAGAUCUCAUUGCUUUUCAAUUCAACUGCCCCGCAGGACUUGGCAUCACUCAUCGAGACGAUCCGAGAAACCACGGCGCUGGCUAGUCGAAGAGGCGAUCGUGCAGUUUAUGUGUUCUUAUCGCUUCUUGAAGGCUUAAUUCAUCUGAAAACCGACAAGACAGAUGCGGUUCAACGCGUCCAAGCUUGCAUUGCUCAAGCCUCGAAAUUUCAGCUGGAGGAUUCGGCACACCUCGCUCAGGUUGAUCUGCUGAGGUCGAUACUAGACCUGGCAUGUAGCCUUCGCCAAAAGAGCCCGGAUGCGACUCUCAGCAAAAUUAAGAGUCUUCAGGACCGAUUAGAUGAAAUCCAUAACAUCUCUUGGCAAUCUUCAGAGUUAUUAUUGCCAAUGAAAAAGGAUGCGGCGUCGAAGAAUACCAUCAGUCCAGAUACUGGCGCGAUUGUACGAAUAGGAAACGAACAGCAUGACUUCCUAGUCAUUAAUUUCAUGUCAAAACCUGAUACUUAUGCUUUAUGUUAUGCACUCACUGGCAUUGCAAUUAUGUAUAAAACCACUUUUACUGGCGACAACAACGCCAGCAAAGAUACGGAUAUGAAGAGCCAGGAAGCUUGGAGGGAGGCGUUGCGCUCUUUAUCCAGGCUGGAAGCCCCUGGGGCACCGGUUGAAAAAAACUGGACCCUUCAGCAAUCAAUGCGACGAGGAAGGUGGCAUUCCGAACUGAAGAUAUACGUCAACAUUCUCCUUGGACUUUCACGGGCAUCACACUGUGAAUGGGCUGAAGUUCAGCAGUGUGUCAACAAUAUCGACUCGCUGAUGGACGAAAAGAUGGAUCGAAACCUCCAGGAUUUGGCCAUGUACAUGAAGGCAGUUUGCUAUCAGGGUCGAUGCAUGCUCGAUGAGGCCAUUGAAAUUUACUCGCACGAACGGUUCAAAGUCCGGCAUCCAACGGGACCUGACGCCCAGAGCAUAAUCCCACGGGAGCUUUCCAUUCUCUCUGCGUUGAACCGUCUCUGGAUCAUGCAGGAUCCACGUCAUAGAGACGAGAACAAGGCGGCAGUGAUAACCGAAGAUAUAAAAGAUUUGUGCAGCUCGCACCCGGAUCCGGAUCUGAGAACUGUGUUUAGCCUCGUCAUGGCUUCAAUCUCACACAAUCCACCGCUCAGUAUCAACGAUGUAAAGAAACACCUUCAAGGCGCCUUAUCAUCGUCGCAAGUAACCCGGAAUAUCCAGUGUCUGUCAAUCGCACUCAGCAUCAUGCGCUACCGGCUGUUCGAGGGUGUAGUGGGCGAUCAGGCCCUCAAGAGUGCAAAGGCGGCGGCAGCACAGGCAGACAAAGUCGACAAUUUGCUUUGGAGGAGUGUGGCGCAAGGCAUGCUCGCCGCUAGUUGCGAGAUGAUGGGCCAGCGGGAGGAGAGCGCCCGAAGGCGAGCAGAGGCAGUCAGGUUCGCUAACGAGGCUGCAGCGAAGAGCGAGGCUGCCAGGGCGGUCGCGUCGCGAGUGAGCAGUGUCUGAAUUUAAUCAAGCAUUUAGGACGAGCAUUGAUGGGCGAAAUGGUGUGGUAUUGCUUGUAAGGCGCAAUAAGUUGUUCUUUGCAUUUGCAUGAUGAUAGAACAAAGCAUGUCAGAUUUACAGAUGAAGCGGUGUUUACCUUCAGCACCAAGUUUGAGAUCGGACUUUGAUAUGGCUGCUCUGCUGUUGUUUGGGCCUGGGCCUCUUGUCGCGAUACAAACUCAAGCCAUGUUUGUGGCCGGGCCGAAACUGAUCGAAUUCUUGUAUACGAAGAUACUCGCCUACCUACCUACCUACCUGGUCGGUAUUAUAUACUUUGCACAAGUACCUACCAACAUCCCAAGCUACCUAGGUAGGUAGGUAGCUAAGGUAGGUAAGGUAGUUAUAUCC